Messenger RNA from Daucus carota subsp. sativus, 2227 nucleotides. RefSeq lists its product as uncharacterized. The record is from RefSeq and is a predicted model, not a curated record. The transcript has 7 exons. Lineage: Eukaryota; Viridiplantae; Streptophyta; Magnoliopsida; Apiales; Apiaceae. The coding region runs from base 929 to 2068 and encodes 379 amino acids.
ACGUUUUCUAAACUUAUAUCCUCUCAUUUUCUCUCCUCAUAGCAACUGAAAAUAGCUAAAAUCAUCUCAAUUUUUCCCAUUUGGAUCGAAGCUAUUUACAAGAAGGUUAGUUAUUCUUCAUGUACAUUCUAAUAUUUAUUCGUUAUUAUAAUAUAAAUUAUUUAUGUUGAUAAUCUUUUAGUGUUGUGAAGAAUUAAAACAAUAUUCAUGUUUGAUAGUAUUUUAUAAAAAAUUUAUAAUUGACCAUGUAUAUAUGUGUUGAUAAUGUGAUAGUCUAAUUAGUGGUUAAUUAGAUAUAAUUUUUAGCAAUUAUGCACUACAUUAUGUGUAAUAAGAUUUAACAAAUACAUAAAUCUAAACAUGAUGUUUGAAAACAAUAUAGUUCUAGUUAUAUUAACAUGUGUCUACGAACCAUUUAUCUUGGCAAGUCAAGCCAUGCAAGUCUAUUUUUGUAAUUAUCCAAGUCUUAGGCGAGACAAGAUGGACUGGUUGGUUGUAUGCAAAAUUAAGGCUCGUCCACUUGUUGAAUUGUCACAAGCAUCUCAAUCACACCAAGAGCCAUAUCAAGAUGAAACACCGGAAAACUUAAAUAGGAUCGAUAUAAGAGAUAUUCCGACACAUCUAAAUGAUAAUGAAGGCAUUUUAGAUUUAGAUGACGGUGAAGGAUCACCGGAAGAAGAGAUUGAGCUUGAUUCGGAUUCGGAAGAAGGAAGAUCUUCACAAAGUGAUGAUAUUCAUAAUUAUGGCUCUGAUAGCAAUAAUUCUUCUAAUUAGACCGCCAAACCAAAUAAAAGAGCGGCCUGUUUGAGCAAGACCAAAAAUAAGGGCGGCACAUUGUGAAAAGAGGAACAUAAAAGCGGGUUAGGGUUACUGUGAAGCUCUCAUUCUCUCUCAAACGACAAUCUAUCAAGCGGCAAAAUCUUCAGGGAUGAGUACACGAAGAAUUCGACUAUCAAGUAGCUCCAAUCCAAGGAACUCGACAGAAAACACACCAGUUGGAUCACAACAAUCAGAGCGACAACACACACCUGCACAAUCACAGCCUAACACCCCAAAUGUUUCUACAGCAUCCGCAAAUGAAUCUGCAAAUGAAUCUGCAGAUGAAGGUUGGGUAGUUGGCUCUAUGCAUAACGAUGGGCGUUUAAGGAUCGAAGUAAUUAGUGGAUUGUUGGAGCCUUCGGGUGCAUGCUCACGAGCAAUCACAGACUCUAUAUCCGAGAGGCAGGAUCCCACUGGAUUUAACUGGAAGGUAGUGUCGAAGGAGGUUAAAGAUUUUUAUUUCGAGGAGUUUAAGAAAUCUUUUGUUUGGAGACAAGAAGACAAACAAAUAUACAAAGCAUGGGUAAAAAAAGCAAGAAAUCGAUAUUCCAACUUUUGUAGUGAUGCUCGGAAAAAAUGGGAAGCUGGUGAAGUGGACAAUAGAGUAGCCAUGCAUGUAUGGCUACCUUGGGUUGAGUUUUGGAAAACUCCAGAUUUCCAGACUAAAUCAAAAACUCAAAAGAAAAAUCGUCGUGGUGGGACGGACCACUACCCUCCAACUCACACAGGUGGUUCAGCAUCCUUAAGAACUCAUGCUGCUGUUCUGGCGGAGACUAAUGGUAAAGAUCCAACUCCGGCCGAUGUGUAUUUGCUUACACAUACUAAGAAACGUGACAAAAAGACCUUUGUUACUAAGAAAGCGGAAGCAGUAUAUAAUAAGGUUAUUGAAAUUCGUGAGGAACGCUCUAAACCUAUUGAAGGUUCUGAUGAACCUCAGAUUGUUGAUGAAGACGAAAUAUUCUUGGAGGCAGUUGGAGGGCUGGACAAAAGAAAUAGAAUAUAUGGCUUGGGUUCUUUGCAAAGCGUCAUAUAUGGGCCAGAAAGCAAGAGCAGUACAUCCACUUCCCGUUACAGUGGCUCUAACUUCAAUAAAGAAUAUGAGCUAAUGCAGGUUGAGCUCCAAGAAAUGAAGGAACAGGUAAAGGAGUUACAGGAGACGAGAGAUAAGGAACUUGAAGAUAUGAGAAACCAAAUGGAAGAGAUGAAGAGCCAACUUGCUUUGGUAUUUAAAAAUCAGAACACAAGUUAGGCAAGUUCAUCAGUACAAAAGACAAUAGCAAGCUCCUGCUUUUAUAUAUUCUGCUAUAUAUUUUGUACCAACUUAAUGAAUGGUAUUUGUGAAUAUUUGGAUACUUGUGAUCAGGUACUUUAUUUCUAAUCAAAGUUAGUCUUUCUUUUGAUUCUACAA